Molecule: messenger RNA, 1418 nt
Organism: Triplophysa rosa
Lineage: Eukaryota; Metazoa; Chordata; Actinopteri; Cypriniformes; Nemacheilidae
Exons: 6
Coding region: 105-884 (259 amino acids)
Source: RefSeq, a predicted model, not a curated record
CCAUUUACUCCCACACGUCAUGCAUACACACUUACAUACAUGCACAUGCAUUCCAUUAGAGAUAGGGUGUAGUGGCAGGUCACGAACUGAGUCUCUGGCUGACAAUGGCAUGUAGAAUAUGUUACAGUGUUCUGGUGACUGGAUCAAACCGGGGAAUUGGAUUUGAGCUUGUUCGCCAGUUGGUUGAUUCACCUUUGGGUCCAGUUAAGAUAUUUGCUGGUUGUAGAGACCCAAACGGACCAAGAGCACAGGAACUCCAGGAACUAGCUCAGAAGCACCAAGAUGUGAUCACAGUUGUCCAGCUUGACAUUGGUUGUCCGGCUAGUAUUACAGAGGCCUCAAAGCUGGUGGAAGCUAAGGUGCAGGACAAAGGCUUGAAUCUGAUCAUCAACAAUGCGGGCGUGAAUAUACCAGGAUCACUAGCAGACACGGGAAAAAGUACGAUGGUCGACGUGUAUACAACUAAUGUUGUAGGACCCAUGAUCGUCGCAAAGGAUUUCCGCCCUCUCCUAUGUAAGGCUGCAGCUCAAUUUUCUCAUCAAACCAGCAUGUCUUGCAAAAGAUCCGCUAUCAUCAAUGUCUCCACACUACUGUCUUCCAUCACCAUGUGCCAUGAAAAUUUCUCCCAGGCUCCAAUGUACCCCUACCGAGUUAGCAAGGCUGCACUAAACAUGUUAACACGCUGCUUGGCAGAGGAUUUAAAAAAUGAUGGCAUACUUGUUAUGGCCCUCCAUCCAGGAUGGGUUCAAACAGAGAUGGGGGGUUCAGAGGCUCCCCUGACAGCAGCUGAAAGUGUCAGAGGCAUGCUGGGAGUCAUCACAAACCUCACAGAGAAAGACACUGGAACUCUUUUAGAUUGGAAAGGCAAUAGCAUCCCAUGGUGAUUACUCAAUUCGUGUGUCAGUUACCUUAUGUUUAACAUACUUUCACAUUGUUGUCUGUCUGUGGCUGUCUUAUAUCUGAGGCAUAUCUUUCUGCUACAAAUAACAUUUUAUACUAUACACGAUGUAAUAUGAUCACAGAAGUCUGUAACAGUAAUGCUGAAUGUGUAUUGCAUUUGCAGUCGUCACAUUAAACUGUGUGUUAUGUAAAAGAUAAAAAACACUUUGUAAAAAAUGCUUUAUUUCACCAUAAUUUAUAUUUGUGUUACAGAAUGCACACACUACAAUGUCAUUAUUAUGAUAAAAGAUGCAAAAAAAGAAAGCAAGAUAAGGUGAAAAUGAAGUGUCCAUUAAAAUUCCAAAACAAUUGCCAUUAUGACUAAAUGAUUUAAAUUAGAAUUUAGUUAGGAAUUGGGUUAAGAUGGGGUGGAGAUUAAGAUGUUUGUUUGACAGGAAUUCAUGCUGUCCCAGGAGGACCAAGAAAAAUGUAGAUCCAGUAAAACAUCUUACUUGGCAAAAUCAAAGUGAUUUUUUUGU